Messenger RNA from Dalotia coriaria, 1712 nucleotides. It is a transcript of the gene Tip60, whose product is annotated as Histone acetyltransferase Tip60. Gene Ontology annotation, cellular component: MSL complex; chromatin. Gene Ontology annotation, molecular function: histone H4K16 acetyltransferase activity; transcription coregulator activity. The record is from RefSeq and is a predicted model, not a curated record. Bases 92 to 1585 code for a protein of 497 amino acids. Lineage: Eukaryota; Metazoa; Arthropoda; Insecta; Coleoptera; Staphylinidae. Gene Ontology annotation, biological process: negative regulation of DNA-templated transcription; positive regulation of transcription by RNA polymerase II. The transcript is spliced from 7 exons.
CUGUUGUUGAUGUUGUUGUCUCGCGCAAAUUUUCACAGAAAGUGAAAAUAUCUUUCAUCUCACCCUGCAGUGAAUAACAAAAAACGUGCCAAUGAAAGUGGAAAUGGAAGAAAUUGACGAUUCGACAAUAUGCGAUUCGGUCAAUUCACUCGUCGAAGGAUGUCGCCUGCCUGUACAUAUGAAAGGCACCAACGACUGGCCUUUGGCUGAACUGAUAAGCAUCAAGGAUAAUUUUGAUGGGACAAAACUUUAUUAUGUACAUUAUGUUGAUUUUAACAAAAGACUCGACGAAUGGGUAACUGAAGAUUUACUCGACACAAGAAAAGUCCAUUUUCCGCGGCGUGACUGCCCAAGCAACACAGGCGUUUCCACACCUAAGAAAGUAAUAGGUACCGGCGGCACAGGUGGCCAACAAUCCGUCUCACGUCCGUCGAGCCCCGUUUUAGGCGACAUCGUAAACGGCAGCGCGUUAUUAGACGCCGCAUUACAGAAACAAAUCAAUCGCAAACGCAAAGGCGACUCUAUAGAAAGCGAAGAUUCACAGGAUGCGCCACCACCGCCCAGUUCAGUCCCACGCAUCGACAGCCAACACUCGCAGAAUUCAAGCCAGCAAAAUGCAAGUCAGCAUAGUCAGAAUCAGAAUCAAAACCAGCAACCACCACAGCAAGGACCACGACAAUCCGGUUCGAUGGUGUCGCAUCAUGACGAUGUAAUCACACGAAUGAAAAACGUUGAUAUGAUUGAACUGGGUAGACACCGAAUUAAACCGUGGUAUUUUGCGCCGUAUCCGCAAGAAAUGUGCGUUGUGGUGCCUUGUAUCUACAUCUGCGAGUUUUGCUUGAAGUAUCGGAAGAGUCGGAAGUGUUUAGAGCGGCACAUGGCGAAAUGUAACCUGAAACAUCCACCGGGCAAUGAAAUUUAUCGAAAAGACGGCAUUUCUUUCUUUGAGAUCGACGGCAGGAAGAAUAAGACCUAUGCGCAGAAUUUGUGCUUACUGGCUAAGCUGUUUCUUGACCAUAAGACAUUAUAUUACGAUACGGAUCCGUUUUUGUUCUAUGUGAUGACUGUUUUCGAUAAUCGGGGUUUUCACAUCGUCGGGUAUUUUUCGAAAGAGAAAGAAUCCACUGAGAAUUAUAAUGUUGCUUGUAUUUUAACAAUGCCGCCAUAUCAAAGGAAAGGCUAUGGAAAAUUACUUAUAGAAUUUAGCUAUGAAUUAUCGAAAUUUGAAGGAAAAACAGGCUCACCCGAGAAACCGCUCUCAGAUUUAGGUUUACUUUCCUAUAGAAGUUAUUGGGCGCAAACAAUUCUUGAGAUUCUCGUGUCGAUGAAACCAGUCGGCGACAACGAAAAACCACAAAUUACUAUAAAUGAAAUAUGUGAAUUGACAAGCAUAAAGAAUGAAGACGUGAUAUCGACGCUACAGAAUUUAAACCUAAUAAAUUAUUACAAGGGUCAGUACAUAAUAACGCUCAAUAAGAAUAUUCUAGAAAGUCACCGGAAAGCAAUGGAGACGCGACUGAUACGAAUCGACCCGAAAUGUCUGCACUGGACGCCCAAGGAUUGGGGAAAACGAGCGAAAUGCUAGAUUGGCGUUCUUCUGCUAAUCGGGAAUUUAAAAAAUGUUUAAGAUUUAUGUCUAACAUCUGAAUUAAUAAAAAAAUGAAGUUGUGUGUUGUCUGAGGCAAAUAUAGGGAUAUUGUGAUAAGUCUAAA